UCUCUCUCACACCCGAUUUCACGAUCCGAAACCCUAAAUUUCUCGGGACACUACCUCCUUUCCUCUUCUUCACCGGGAGGGAUUUAAUCGGAGCCGAGUCUAGGGCUUUUCAUUUUUGGGUAUAACGAGAGCGUGGAGUGAGACAGCCUAAUCAAUGGAAUCAGAUCAGGGAAAGCUCUUUAUCGGCGGCAUUUCGUGGGAAACCGACGAGAACCUUCUGAGAGAGUACUUCAGCAAUUUCGGAGAGGUUUCACAGGUGACUGUCAUGCGAGACAAAGCUACAGGUCGUCCCAGAGGAUUCGGAUUCGUCGCGUUCUCCGAUCCCGCCGUUAUCGAUAGAGUUCUUCAGGACAAGCACCAUAUCGACAAUAGAGAUGUUGAUGUGAAGAGAGCAAUGUCUAGAGACGAGCAGAGUCCUGCAGGGAGACAAGGGAGUUUUAAUGGUAAUAGGAGUUUUGAUAGUGGUGGUGGUGGUGCUAACGUUAGGACCAAGAAGAUAUUUGUUGGUGGUUUGCCUCCUGCUUUGACGUCAGAUGAGUUUAGAGCUUACUUCGAGACUUACGGCCCUGUGAGCGAUGCGGUCAUUAUGAUUGACCAGGCUACACAACGUCCUAGAGGGUUUGGGUUUGUUUCGUUCGACUCUGAGGAUUCGGUUGACCUUGUUUUGCACAAGACUUUCCAUGAUUUGAGCGGUAAGCAAGUGGAAGUUAAAAGAGCUCUUCCUAAAGACGCUAACCCUGGGAUAGCCAGCGGUGGUGGUGGUGGUCGUGGUAGUAGUGGUGGUUUCCCGGGAUAUGGUGGAAGUGGCUACGAGGGUCGUGUUGAUUCCAGUAGAUAUAUGCAGCCUCAAAACGCGGGAAGUGGUUAUCCUCCUUAUGGUGCUGCUUCUGGGUAUGGUACUGGUUAUGGUUAUGGAAGCAACGGUGUAGGUUAUGGGGGUUUUGGAGGGUAUGGGAAUCCAUCUGGCGCGCCUUACGGGAAUCCUGGUGGCCCUGGAGCUGGGUUUGGAAGUGGUCCGAGACCUUCAUGGGAAGGUCAAGCACCAUCGGGCUACGGUAACAACGUGGGAUAUGGAAAUGCUGCUGCUGCUCCUGCUCCUUGGGGUGGUUCUGGUUCAGGUUCAGCAGUGAUGGGUCAAGGAGGUGCUGCGUCUGCAGGUUAUGGCAGUCAGGGUUAUGGCUACGGUGGAAAUGAUUCCUCUUAUGGAGCACAACCUGGUUAUGGUGCUGUCGGGGGGCGUCCUAACAGCCAUGGCGGAGGCUAUGCUGAUGUUCCAGAUGGCUAUGGGAAUCAUCAAGGGAACGGGCAAGCUGGAUAUGGUGGAGGUUAUGGUAGACAGGCUCAACAGCAGUGAUUGGUGGAAUAAAGUCUACUGCAGUGGUGGUUUUGUCCCUGACCUUUGGAACCACCUCUCUCCGCUGUAACGAUGCGGUUUUGGUCAGGAGGUCCAGGGAGGUCGACAUGCGCGCUGGAUUAUCUAUUUUGUGAUAUUUUUUUAAUAAGUUGUUUUCAUGCACUCUGUAUUUCCUAUGAAGUUUUGCGUGCUUAUUUUAUAUUGUUUAACAAUAACUCCUCCAGAUUAUCAUUUUUUUUGUUUGUAUUCAUUCUUUUGAAUUUUCUAUUAUGAUGCUUGCUUUCAGUUUC
Molecule: messenger RNA, 1644 nt
Organism: Raphanus sativus (radish)
Lineage: Eukaryota; Viridiplantae; Streptophyta; Magnoliopsida; Brassicales; Brassicaceae
Product: heterogeneous nuclear ribonucleoprotein 1
Exons: 2
Coding region: 155-1354 (399 amino acids)
Molecular function (GO): RNA binding
Source: RefSeq, a predicted model, not a curated record